CCAGGCCCGGCCCCCGGAGACGCACCUGUUCUGACCUGCUUAGCAGGUUCCCAGGUUUCUGCCUUCGUUGUUGGCCACGGCGUGGGAAGCAGCUCUGGGGGAGCUCAGGGCUCCCGAUCACGGCUUCUUGGGGGUAGCCACGGCUGGGUGGGUAGAACCGGGGCCUGGGUCCCCUAGUGGAGACCCAAGUGGGAGAAGCAGGUACUUCAGUGCCUGGGGACUGCGUGACCUCCUGCCUUCUGGGUCAGAGCCUUACACAGCUCCAGAACCGGCUCCCAGGGAGAACUCCGUGGAACUCCAGAAUCACUGGGCAGGUCUGUCUUUCAGCCAAUGCCCCUGUCCCUGGGAGCCGAGAUGUGGGGCCCUGAAGCCUGGCUGCUGCUGGUGUUCCUGGCAUCGUUUACAGGCCGAUGCUCCGCGGGAGAGCUGGAGACCUCGGACUUAGUGACAGUGGUACUGGGCCAGGACGCAAAACUGCCCUGCUUCUACCGAGGGGCUCCUGAUGAGCAGGUGGGGCAGGUGGCAUGGGCUCGGGUGGACCCAAACGAGGGCACCCGGGAUCUGGCCCUGCUGCACUCCAAAUACGGGCUUCAUGUAAGCGCCGCCUAUGAGGACCGCGUGGAGCAGCCACCGCCCCCACGAGACCCUCUGGAUGGCUCUGUCCUCCUGCGCAACGCUGUGCAAGCAGAUGAGGGCGAGUACGAAUGCAGAGUCAGCACCUUCCCAGCGGGCAGCUUUCAGGCACGGAUGAAGCUUCGUGUUCUGGUGCCUCCCCUGCCUUCACUGAACCCUGGUCCACCCCUAGAAGAGGGCCAGGGCCUGACGUUGGCAGCCUCUUGCACUGCUGAGGGCAGCCCAGCUCCCAGUGUGACCUGGGACACAGAGGUCAAAGGCACACAGUCCAGUCGCUCCUUCAAGCACUCCCGCUCAGCUGCUGUCACCUCGGAGUUUCACCUGGUGCCUAGCCGGAGCAUGAAUGGGCAGCCACUCACCUGUGUGGUGUCUCACCCCGGCCUUCUUCAGGACCAAAGGAUCACCCACACCCUCCAAGUGGCCUUCCUUGCAGAGGCCUCUGUAAGGGGCCUUGAGGACCAAAACUUGUGGCAUGUUGGCCGAGAAGGAGCUACACUCAAAUGUCUCAGUGAAGGACAGCCCCCUCCCUCAUACAACUGGACACGGCUGGAUGGACCUCUGCCUAGCGGGGUGCGAGUCAAAGGGGACACUCUGGGCUUUCCCCCGCUGACUACCGAGCACAGUGGCAUCUACGUCUGCCACGUCAGCAAUGAACUCUCCUCGAGGGACUCUCAGGUCACCGUGGAAGUUCUUGACCCUCAGGAUCCAGGGAAGCAGGUGGACCUGGUGUCGGCCUCAGUGGUGGUAGUGGGUGUGAUUGCUGCACUCCUGUUCCUCCUCCUGGUGGUGGUGGUGGUACUCAUGUCCCGAUACCAUCGACGAAAAGCACAGCAGAUGACCCAGAAAUAUGAGGAGGAGCUGACCUUGACCAGGGAGAACUCCAUCCGGAGGCUGCAUUCUCAUCACACGGACCCUAGGAGCCAGCCGGAGGAGAGUGUAGGGCUGAGAGCCGAGGGCCACCCCGAUAGUCUCAAGGACAACAGUAGCUGCUCUGUGAUGAGUGAAGAGCCAGAGGGCCGCAGCUACUCCACACUGACCACAGUGAGAGAGAUCGAGACACAGACCGAACUGCUCUCUCCAAGCUCUGGGCGGACAGAGGACGAUGACGAUCAGGACGAAGGCAUCAAACAGGCCAUGAACCAUUUUGUUCAGGAGAAUGGGACCCUGAGAGCCAAACCCACGGGCAAUGGAAUCUACAUCAACGGGCGAGGCCACUUGGUCUGACCCAGGCCUGCCGCCUCCCUCCCCGAGGCCUGGCUUCUUCUGCUUACGCGGGGGAUUUCAGCUCUUCUUAGGGGGAACCUCCUUAAGUGCCUGCAUUUCUUUAGGAAGAUGCUUCCCACCCUACUGACUGCCCCACUUUUACCUCCAAUCCUUCUGUGUGCACCAGGAGGGCUCCACUGGUUGAGUGCCUCCCACCAUUGUGUGUAGGUCAUUGUGUGUGCGUGUGUGCGUGUGUGUGUGUGUGUGUGUGUGUGUGACCUCUGCCUGCACAUGCAGGUGUUUUCCUCAGACCCCAGAGCAGUAUUAGCGAUGCAGAGGUUGGAAGUGAGGGGCCAGAUCCAGGUGUGCGGGGCACAGCUGGAGCUAGAAUCUGACCUCCAAAGCGG
Messenger RNA from Psammomys obesus (fat sand rat), 2243 nucleotides. It is a transcript of the gene Nectin4, whose product is annotated as nectin cell adhesion molecule 4. The record is from RefSeq and is a predicted model, not a curated record. The coding region runs from base 331 to 1857 and encodes 508 amino acids. Gene Ontology annotation, biological process: homophilic cell-cell adhesion; symbiont entry into host cell; heterophilic cell-cell adhesion. The transcript is spliced from 9 exons. Gene Ontology annotation, cellular component: adherens junction. NCBI's taxonomy places the organism in Eukaryota, Metazoa, Chordata, Mammalia, Rodentia, Muridae.